Messenger RNA from Oncorhynchus kisutch (coho salmon), 1640 nucleotides. RefSeq names its product receptor activity-modifying protein 1. The transcript has 3 exons. Gene Ontology annotation, biological process: calcium ion transport; cellular response to hormone stimulus; G protein-coupled receptor signaling pathway. Gene Ontology annotation, cellular component: signaling receptor complex; membrane; cell surface. Bases 278 to 766 code for a protein of 162 amino acids. Gene Ontology annotation, molecular function: coreceptor activity. NCBI's taxonomy places the organism in Eukaryota, Metazoa, Chordata, Actinopteri, Salmoniformes, Salmonidae. The record is from RefSeq and is a predicted model, not a curated record.
ACCUCUACCUCCCGCGGCUAUGUAUGGAAGUUAACCAACGAUUUACCACUGAUUUAUGGAUGGCUCCACGACUUGGGUGUCGCUCCUGUCCCCAGUUAAAAUAGCCAACUGGCGUGAACAAUGGCUUCAGUUGGAGCAUGCAUAUUCAUUCGAUGAAUCAGUUAUGCAAAGGACAAUGAGACGGAAGAAUUAGCGCGUCAAUACACAGAAGAAGAGAACACGAGUGAGAAGUUAGGUUACUGCCGCGUCUCUUCGGUGCAGUCCAUAAUAAGAAGCUAUGGCACUAGACUGUACAUCGCUGACAAAACUAACCCUUGUUUUAUGUGUGGCGGCCCGUGGCUUUCCCCCAGUGAGCGGCUGCAGCGAUGCCUACGGGAGGGCCAUUCCACCACUUAGCAGCUGCAGCGAUGCCUACGGGAGGGCCAUCUCUGACUUCUGUGUGACCAAGUUCACUCUGGACAUGGAGGACCUGGACCAGAGCCUGUGGUGCAGCUGGUCCGACACUUUUCAGCCUUACGAGGAACUGACCAACUGCACCUAUUCUGUGGCACAUAAGAUGCACUGCUUCUGGCCCAAUCAGCAGAUAGACGAACUCUUCAUACGCCUCCACCGGGACUACUUUCACGACUGUGCUCUGACCGGCAGGCUGCUUCGGGACCCUCCUAUACGUAUCUUGGGGCCUUUCAUUGGACUGCCUGUGCUGGUCACUCUGCUCAUGACUGCCCUAGUGGUGUGGAGCGGUAAAUGCUGCCAGGGAAUCGUGUAACUGUCUCAUCCUGGGUGAAGGUGCCCCUGGGUACGGAAUACAGAUCUAGGAUCAGUUUGCCCUGCCAAAAUUCUAAACUGAAUCAUUAGCGGAGGAAACGCAAAACUGACCCAAGGCCAGCUUCUAGGGAUCAACCUGACCUCUUGGAGAACAAACUCCAGCUUAUCUGAUAGGGGAGACAUGAUGGAGGGGACACUGAACUGGGGCAAACGACAAGCAGAGAUACCCAACAGCAUACUAAGACUGUAAUCUUUCUGUGAUGGUUGUUGUUUGAUGGACACUGGCGGUAUGAGUGAAGGACCUCUCAGAAGCCUACUCUGAAACAAAGCAAAAGCUAUUUAAGAUUGUACUAUGGCUCAUCGAUAACCCUAGAAAUUCCAAUUGAAAACAUGCAUUGUAUUGUUGUAAACCACAAAGUGGCCAACCAAGAGAGGGCUAAUGUUGUGUAGGGCACGAAGGACAGAUAGUAAAUACCUCGUAUGUCCAAAUCAAUGCAACAACAUCUGUAAUGUAGCUUAGGACACCAGCCAAGUCUUUACAUGAACUGAAUAGAUGUAUAUAAAGGGCUUCACAGAAAAGGCUGUAUUUGAUCUAGACAGCCAUGCCCAGUAGCCACGGCCAGUAGCCACGCCCAGUAGCCACGGCCAGUAGCCACGCCCAGUAGCCACGCCCAGUAGCCACGCCUUUUAAACCCAACAAAACAGGAAUGAUCUUCAUCAGAACAUGUUGUUUUAUAUUCUACUGUUUCACAAUGGAUUACAGAGCCAUUACCACUGCAUGUACCUAUAGAUACAUGUGUCUGAUUAUUCAUUCAUUAUUAUCUAUUCAUGUGCAUUCUAAACAGAGAAAUAAACAACUACAAAUACUAAUAUGA